Messenger RNA from Hypoxylon fragiforme, 444 nucleotides. RefSeq lists its product as uncharacterized. Bases 1 to 444 code for a protein of 147 amino acids. The record is from RefSeq and is a predicted model, not a curated record. The transcript has 2 exons. Lineage: Eukaryota; Fungi; Ascomycota; Sordariomycetes; Xylariales; Hypoxylaceae.
AUGUUAGAAUAUCUCGUAUCUUGGAAGGGAUACGGUCCCGAGUUCGACGAAUGGUACCCGAGACCACUGCUGAUGCAGAACGCCGCACAGCUGGUCGAGGAGUUUUACAAGAGCCACCGGCUCUCUCUCGACGAGCUGAAACUAGCCAAGGACUCGGAUUCGACUGGCGAACCAACCCCUGCCACACAGGACAAUGAUGCCCCUACCGUGGUCCUUCCGGAAGGCCAACAGGCCGACUGGAAGGUGGCUCAUGUUGUCAAGAGAGGGCGGGGGAGGCCAAGAAAGCUGUCCAAGAGAGUCCUUUUUGUUGGCGGUGGCGACGAUGCUUCGAAGGAGGAGAGCCAGACAAUGAACGAGGAUGGAGACGAAGACGCGGCCAUGAUUUAUCGACAGUUGGCGGAGUCCUUUGAAGAAGAGAAUCUGGACGGCGAGGGAAGCGACUAG